AUGGAUAAAGGAGCAAUCCCGUACCCUGCAAAGGUGAGAAGAAAGCCAAAACCCCACCGCGGGAAGCCAAACAAUCCUGAACAGUCACCUAAGGCUCUGCCUGUUACUGAGCCAACACCUUCUACAAAAUACCCAAAACCGACCUGUCAGGUAGAAGAUCCCAAGCAGUAUGAAAACACUGGCAUGCCAUCAGCGUCUGCCACAGUGAGUGAGAGGAUGGAACAACUCUCAGAAACAAGUGAAACUACAGGUCAGUUGGCACAGGUUGAGGAGGACAAUGAAGCUCAAGUUUCCACAGAAGAUACGCUAUCCCUGGGCAGCUGGGGUCAUUCGAGUCACACAUCAGAUGUGAGGGAUGAGGAGGAGCAGGCUGAAAACGCUUCACUGAAAGCACUUAACUCAGCUGAUGAGAUUCCAGGGGAAGCAGAGACUAAACAGAAGGACAAGAGUGUGAGGAGGAGAAUGGUGGGGUGGGUUAAUAAAAGAGUCAAAACCUACUACCAUACAAAAAUUGAUAGGACACAUGAGAGAGAAGAGAAGGAGGGAGACGACAACUUCUAUGCAUGGUAUCUAGAUGCACCCAUUUCCAGAGCAGAGAGGGAGAGGCAAAAGAGAGAGGAACUACUGAGAUCAGAGGAGAAACGGCAGCAGAAGGAAGAGUCCUGGAAAAAGUGGGAGGCUAAACGGGCUGAGAAAAAGCAGAAGGAGAGGGCUGAAAAGCAAGAAAAAUUGGAGAGGAAAAAGGCUAAAAAACAAGCAUACCAGCAGCAAAAGAAGGACAUAUACGAAAAUAUGCGACGACACGAACAAAAAUUGCAGCAAGAGGCUACUCCCAUCAUGUGGCAAGUGGCAGAGCAGUGCCAAGUCAAGUACUAUACCAGGCUGGAGGAGUUUGUCUGUGUUGUUUUAGAGGUGCUGCCAGAUCUCCUGAGUGCUAAGAAAAGGGCUGAACUACUUCUUGGUCUCAGAGCAAAGGUGGAAGAGAAGUGA
Messenger RNA from Alosa sapidissima (American shad), 990 nucleotides. Its product is annotated as reticulocyte-binding protein 2 homolog a-like. The record is from RefSeq and is a predicted model, not a curated record. The coding region runs from base 1 to 990 and encodes 329 amino acids. Gene Ontology annotation, molecular function: telomeric repeat DNA binding. Lineage: Eukaryota; Metazoa; Chordata; Actinopteri; Clupeiformes; Clupeidae. Gene Ontology annotation, biological process: telomere capping; regulation of telomere maintenance via telomere lengthening. Gene Ontology annotation, cellular component: shelterin complex. The transcript has 3 exons.